GCCAUGGGCCAGGAUUAUUACUCGGUGCUCCAGAUCACUCGCAAUUCAGAGGAUGCCCAGAUCAAGAAGGCGUCUCUGGGUGUUGGGCUUUCUGAGGGGGCCCAACAGAGAGGAAGCAUUCCUCUUCCCUGCCUAGUGUCUGAACAAACUUAGAAAGAAAACAGCAUGAAGAAUUGCCUCUCUCAGUAGUCACAAGGUAAGGUUGACGUGGCGUGGAGAGCCCUUGGAUUAAGCUGAUCCGCUCAGCCAGUCUCAGUGGGGCAGGACCUGGGGCAGGUCUCCCACAGCCCCCCCAACCCCUGUGCCCUGCAGGGAUGCACACAGUGAGAUGCUUGCUGCCAAGGGAGGAAGGUGAGGCUGAGGCGUAUGCCCAGUUACUCUUCCCAGACUGCCAAGUAGCUACAUCUCCAACUCCCCAAGGACAGCAUAUCUAUAAAGGGGCAGAGAGAGGCUGGUAAUUCAGAAAUCUCCUGAAACCAAGAGUGUGGAAAGUGAUUCCCCAUUUCUGCCCUGGGCAGUACCUGCAUGGAUGUCCCUGAAGGCUUGUCCUGGAGACUAAUCACAGAUCCUGUGCAGAAGAAUGGCCAGAUCACAAAGGUUUCUUUAGUCCCAAGUUUUCAGGACUUUAGAGUCCUUAGACUGUAGGAUUUCAAAGCUCUAGAAUUUCGCAGCUCUAGAAUUCUUAGAUUCUAGAAUUUCAAGGUACUAGGAUUCUACCUGCCCCAGAGAAAACAGUAGCUGUGAUGAUGAGUUUAGCCAAAUUCCAGGAGAGUAGCCAGACCCUUAAUCUCUAGAUCCCUCCUCCAGCCCUCCCCUACCGCCCCCAGCAAGUCUCCACCUAACUCGGUUCUCCUCCUGGCUAUAGGACCAUACUUAGAUGCACCCAAAAUGAGAUUACACACCUAACUUUUAGGGUCUCCCUCCAAAGAAUGCCAGACAACAGACACUUUAGAAAUAAGGUUGCUUUUGCCCCUUUCUCUCCACCCUGUGUCCACCUGCUUCCCAGCCCAGCAGCUAUCUUAGUCCCCAAGACUGGCCCCCUCCUCAAGGUGCCACAUGUCCACAGCUGUGAAGAGAGGCAUCUAUGACAAGUUUGGAGAGGAGGGCCUGAAGGGCGGGAUUCCUCUGGAGUUUGGAUCCCAGACCCCAUGGACAACUGGUUACGUCUUCCACGGCAACCCUGAAAAGGUUUUCCAUGAGUUCUUCGGAGGAGACAACCCCUUUGGUGAGUUUUUUGAUGCAGAAGGAAGUGAGGUAGAUUUGAACUUUGGGGGGCUCCGGGGCCGAGGGGUCAAGAAACAGGACCCCCCAAUCGAACGAGACCUCUACCUAUCCCUGGAGGACUUAUUCUUUGGCUGCACCAAGAAAAUUAAGAUCUCCCGAAGGGUGCUGAACGAGGAUGGGUACUCCUCUACCAUCAAGGACAAGAUUCUCACAAUUGAUGUGAAACCCGGUUGGAGGCAGGGCACACGGAUCACCUUUGAGAAGGAAGGGGACCAGGGCCCCAACAUUAUCCCAGCCGACAUCAUCUUCACCGUAAAGGAGAAGCUACACCCUCGCUUCCGCAGGGAGAAUGACAACCUCCUUUUUGUGAACCCCAUUCUCUUGGGCAAGGCUCUGACCUGCUGCACCGUGGAGGUGAAGACCCUGGAUGAUCGUCUGCUCAACAUCCCCAUCAAUGACAUUGUCCAUCCCAAGUAUUUCAAGAAGGUGCCAGGUGAGGGGAUGCCACUACCUGAGGACCCCACUAAGAAGGGAGAUCUCUUCAUCUUCUUUGACAUCCAGUUCCCCACCCGCCUCACGCCCCAAAAGAAGCAAAUGCUGCGCCAGGCAUUGCUGACAUAACUGGUGGGCUGGGGGCUGGAGCACGGGAGAAGGCUACCUGGACCUUAUCCCAUUCCUGCCUCAGGAUAUGCAAGGGAGCCAGCCCGCUGCACAGAUGUGAUGUGAGGAUCGGAUGGCAUGGGACUUUUAAACUGACACAAUAAAGAUUUAUUUCCUAUCUUCCAGUUGCACCCAGAAGACUGUGUUGGAGGGAGAGG
Messenger RNA from Leptonychotes weddellii (Weddell seal), 2042 nucleotides. NCBI's taxonomy places the organism in Eukaryota, Metazoa, Chordata, Mammalia, Carnivora, Phocidae. The record is from RefSeq and is a predicted model, not a curated record.